AUAAUUAUCAUUACAAUGUAAAUCGGGUAAAUAAAAAAUAUACAUAGUUUCUUUUUGCGUAUCACAAAUAUAAUAUCACUAGACAAAAAUAUUUUAUUAACCCUAGUUCAACAUAACCUCUUUUAUUUGGUGUGUAGCGAGAGACGGUAUGUGGUCUUGUAGAAAAUCUAAAAAUUUAACAAGAAUCGUUUAUAUUAUAUGAAAUAUACAUGUAGUAGUUUAAUAUAAAUAAAUAAAGAGCGAUUAUAUACAUCAUAUUUUUAAUAAAAUAAUUCAUUGUCACAAUUAUAUUACUAAAAAAUGUGUGAUAAAAUGUGUUGUUAUUAAUUUACUCUUAUAAUCAUAUAUCAAUUAAUUUACAAUAUAUUUAUAAUUUUAGUUUAUAAAAAUGGCUAUUCGACCAGUGUAUAGACCUACAAUUGUGAAAAAGAGGACGAAAAAGUUUAUUCGUCACCAAAGUGAUCGUUAUAGUAAAUUGAAGAGAAACUGGCGUAAACCUAAAGGUAUUGAUAAUAGAGUUCGUAGGCGUUUUAAGGGACAAUAUUUGAUGCCCAACAUUGGUUAUGGUAGCAACAAGAAAACUCGUCAUAUGCUACCAACAGGUUUCAGAAAAGUUUUAGUACACAAUGUUAAGGAAUUAGAAGUCUUGAUGAUGCAAAAUAGAAAAUUCUGUGCUGAGAUUGCUCAUGGAGUAAGCAGUAAAAAACGUAAAUCCAUUGUUGAACGUGCUCAGCAACUUUCAAUAAGAGUAACUAAUGCCAGUGCAAGAUUACGUUCUCAAGAAAAUGAAUAAGAACAUAUUCUUACUUGGUUUAAUAAUAAAAUAUUUAAAGUA
Molecule: messenger RNA, 835 nt
Organism: Heterotrigona itama
Lineage: Eukaryota; Metazoa; Arthropoda; Insecta; Hymenoptera; Apidae
Source: the annotation of a GenBank genome assembly